Messenger RNA from Rubroshorea leprosula, 857 nucleotides. Lineage: Eukaryota; Viridiplantae; Streptophyta; Magnoliopsida; Malvales; Dipterocarpaceae. The record is from the annotation of a GenBank genome assembly.
GGUUACAAAACAGGAUUCCUUGAAAACUAAAUCUUCAAAAAAGAGGAGUCAUUAGAGGCUCAGAUGUAGAAAUUAAAUGUCCUCUCUGUGGGGACAUGUGCUUUUUUUGCUGUUCUAAAGCAUGGAGAGUGUGGACAGCAGGCCAUGCGUGGUGGGGCAUCAACACAGCGCUAAUUUCUUCAGGAGCCAAUGGCCAUUUCCUACAACACACUGGUUUGUUUUCUAGAGGUAGUCUACGCGGGGGAUGGUCAGUGGUAUGGUUUACGGUCCUAUAGUCUAUAUGGUUUGUGGAGAGACUAAAAAUUAUUUAGAGAUGAGGAUUUUGAUUGGGAAGGGGUUGUGCAAUUAGUCAAACUCAGAUCUUUUUAUUGGCUUAAUGCGAAAGGAUGGCCCAACUUGUCAAAAGAAAUCUGGUGUUUCUUCACCCAAAAUGGCAUUAAUGGACAAAGGAUUAUAACAACGUCAAUUGUGGGGUCAAGGAAUCUCGAAGUCCCAAACCUCCCGUUUUCCCAAGGUGCAUUCUUUUAAAGUACCUUACGUUGAUCUUGAGUUGUUUUGGAUGAUUUUAAGCUUUUGUUUUGACUAUGUGGAUCGACGAUUGUUGCCGUGGAUUUUGUGGGUUGUGGGGUUUUAAGGAUUGUGCGAUUAGAAGUUAUAUUUUAUUUGCACUCCAAUUGUUCGAUGAAAUGCUUGUGAGGGAUGUGGCAGUUUGACUAUGCUACUUUCUGGUUUUCUGGUUGACAGACGCCGGGGUUAUGUUCAGUUUUUUCAACUCUAGUGGAGAACUAUGUAUAUAAGGUUCUAAUGGGUUUCCCUGUAAGAUGUUUUUAGCUUCUAAAGAAAUAGUAAUUGAAGCA